Aedes albopictus (Asian tiger mosquito) is the source of this 4555-nucleotide messenger RNA. It is a transcript of the gene raptor, whose product is annotated as regulatory-associated protein of mTOR. Bases 609 to 4520 code for a protein of 1303 amino acids. Gene Ontology annotation, cellular component: TORC1 complex; cytoplasm. NCBI's taxonomy places the organism in Eukaryota, Metazoa, Arthropoda, Insecta, Diptera, Culicidae. The transcript has 6 exons. Gene Ontology annotation, biological process: positive regulation of protein serine/threonine kinase activity; positive regulation of cell growth; cellular response to amino acid stimulus. Gene Ontology annotation, molecular function: protein binding; protein-macromolecule adaptor activity. The record is from RefSeq and is a predicted model, not a curated record.
GCGAUUCGCAGGAGAAAAAUUAAAAAUCUAACCUCUCGCGUACUACAAAACGUUUCGUCCGUAUUUACGUCGGAAAGUUUUCGCGAUUUUCCCGAUAAAGUGAACGAUUUUCCCGACUAUUGUGUAUCCUCCGGAGGCGGCGACUCAUGCGGAACCAAUCAGUGCUGGAAUCCGUGACCGCCGUGGGAGAUUGGUGUCGAAUUUUGUGCCGCUAAUUGUAGGUGCUGCCCGUGCCAAAGGCAAUCGAUGCGGAAAAAAUGUCCACCUAGUCCGUAGGAAAACGACACGGGAGGAGAGAAAAUUUUGUCAGCAUCACAGUGUUCGGGAUUACGGUACAACUGAUAACGGGGCGCGCGCGAGUAUAAAAAACCGGAAUAUUUCGAGGGUUUUGCGCUGAAGGCUGAUAACAAUACAGUGGUUGGAAACGGGAAAGAGUAAAAAAAAGUGCUUGAAGAAGGUGGGCGCGGCGGCGGAGCUGAAUGAGGAGAAAACCCCGCACCCGCUUCGUGUAUUUUGAUUACGAGUGAAGGCAGGAGGAAGAAGGGAGAGUGACGACUGGAAGCAAACCAAAAGGGACCGCUUUUCUGUGUGCCGCCGUAAUUAAGCAAAUGUGCAACAUGAUAGAAACGACCGAUAAGAGCAAUGACAAUAUCGUCGAAGAGGAGGAUGAUUCCAAGCUGCCGAUCAGUUUCACCUACGCCCGCCAUUUGGCCAAAAUCGAAGGGAUGAAUUGUACGACGCAAAGCUGGCGCGUCAAGGAACGCAUGAAGACGGUCAGUGUGGCACUGGUCCUAUGUCUCAACGUUGGAGUCGAUCCGCCGGAUGUGGUCAAGAUACAGCCCUGCUCGAGGCUAGAAUGCUGGAUCGAUCCCUCGUCGGUGUCGCCACAAAAGGCCUUGGAGCUGAUAGGGAAUAACCUGCAAAAACAAUACGAACGAUGGCAACCGCGUGCACGCUACAAACAAUCUCUAGACCCAACAGUGGAGGAUGUAAAAAAGCUGUGCACCUCUCUGCGGAGAAACUCAAAAGAGGAACGUGUUCUGUUCCACUACAAUGGCCAUGGAGUUCCACGGCCCACGGUUAAUGGGGAAAUUUGGGUCUUCAAUCGAACCUAUACCCAGUACAUCCCGCUGUCGAUCUACGAUCUGCAGGCAUGGAUGGGAGCACCCUCGAUAUACGUGUACGACUGCUCCAACGCCGGGAUAAUUGUAAAUAGUUUUAACACCUUUGCGGAUCAGCAUGAGCGGGAGCUGGAGCAGAUGCGAGCCCGCAGCGGAAGCACCGCCGGUCAGUCCGACGCCGAUGCCAGUAGGAAUUCUCCGUCGCCCCCGAUCGUAGGUCCGACCACUUACAAAAAUUGUAUUCAAUUAGCGGCCUGUGCUGCCAAUCAAAUUUUACCAAUGAAUCCCCAGCUACCGGCGGAUCUCUUCACGUCGUGCCUAACGACGCCGAUCCGGAUAGCGUUAAAAUGGUUCACACUGCAAUCUACGUCAAAACUGGUUCCACACGUACCGGAAGACCUGAUCGAUAGAAUACCUGGUCAAUUGAACGACCGGAGGACGAUGCUGGGAGAGCUAAACUGGAUCUUCACGGCCAUCACCGACACGAUAGCCUGGAACACGUUACCCCGGGAGCUGUUCCAGAGAUUGUUCCGCCAAGAUUUGCUCGUCGCCAGCCUGUUUCGGAACUUUUUGCUCGCAGAAAGAAUCCUGCGAUCGUACGACUGCUCGCCCGUAUCUAGUCCCCCGUUGCCUCAAAGCUACCGGCAUCCCAUGUGGUCAGCGUGGGACUUGGCCCUUGACUUGGCACUGUCCCAGCUGCCGGAUAUCCUAGAAAAGGGAAAACGCUUCAAACAUUCUCCGUUCUUCGAAGAGCAACUGACCGCUUUCCAAGUUUGGCUGGAGGGGAGCUCCGAGCAAAGGAAUCAACCGGAGCAACUUCCCAUCGUGCUGCAGGUUCUCCUCUCACAAGUUCAUCGAUUGCGUGCCUUGGAGCUGUUGGGUCACUUUCUGGAUCUGGGUCCGGAGGAGGUCAAUCUGGCGCUCAGCGUUGGUAUCUUUCCGUACGUGCUGAAGUUGCUGCAAAGUCUGGCGAAGGAACUGCGACCGUUUCUGGUGUUCAUCUGGGCGAAGAUUCUGGCCGUGGAUGGGACCUGUCAGAUCGAUUUGAUCCGGGACCAGGGACAUAAGUAUUUCCUGGCCGCACUGCAGGACACUAGUCCUUGUCCUGGUUUCAAAGGUAAUCACCGCGUGUAUGCCGCCUUCGUGCUAGCAAGUAUAGUUCAUAACUUCCCUAUCGGUCAGGCGAAUGCGCUUCAGGGACAGCUUGUGUCGAUAUGCCUGGAUCAGUUGAACGAUGAAAACUUCGUACUGCGUCAGUGGUUGGCCAUCUGUUUGGGCCAUCUGUGGCAAAACUACGAACAAGCGCGGUGGUCCGGUGUGCGCGAUAAUGCCAAUGAAAAGCUGUAUCCACUUCUGAGCGACCCGAUACCGGAGGUUAGGGCAGCGGCAGUUUACGCUUUGGGAACGUUUAUAAGCUCGGUUCAGCAAAGGUCGGAUCACGCAAACAACAUCGAUCGAUCAACGGCGAUGCAUCUGUUCAAUACGGUUUGCAACGAUAUGAGCCCACUGGUAAGGAUGGAGUUGAUUGCUUCCCUGCAGUGGAUGGUGCGAUUCUUCGAGAACCAAUUUGUUGCGGUGUUCCUGCAAGAAUCAUCCAGCGGCCAUCAUCUGUUGAAUCACCAUUACCACAGUUUAGAGCGGAACAUAAAUAUGAAACGAGUUUCCAGUUCGAGUAAUAUAAUCAGUGGUGGCAAAAAUGCCGUUGGAUCAAUCUACCAGAAACUGUGGAAUGGGCUGAAUGCCCUGGCGAAAGAUCCCUUCCCUGCAGUGGCCGCAAUGGCCCUCAAAGUCGUUGACUACGUUGGGAAGCAGGGCUAUGAACUAGCCAAGGAAGCAACCACUUCGGAGAAGUUCGUAGGUAGCUUGAGCUUGCCACCCUCGCCGAACACCAGAGUUAACUAUUUGGGUGGAGAAUCUCCGCCGCUGCACGGGCACCUUAACCAAUCGAACCACCAUACGCCACUUCCGAACAAGAAAAAACUUCAUCUCAACGAUAGUUCGGACCUAUCUUCCUCUACGCUUCAACUGCAAUCGGUAGUCACAUCUACGCCGAUCCACACUCCUCAACAACCGCAGCAACAAACCAGUGACCCGAUGCCACCCCCGCAGGCACCCGCUCCCCAGGUGCAGACGCAACCUCAGCCAUCACAGUCGCAGCAACCGCAAACGGUGACCCCCAUCGUGACCACCAACUACAUCGAAUGGUCGGUUAGCUUUUUCGCCCGGCCAUCCAAGUUCCUGAACGAAGGCAAGCUCACGGCCAAGGACCAGAACUCGACGGAGUUCCUCGACAGGCAGAGCCGGUGUCUGAGGAAUCGCAUCGUGCGGGAAGAAGGCCGCGAGCAGCAGAGGCGAGCCGUAUUCGGGCGGUUGGACACCCAGAGCUGGUCCUGUCGGACGCAGCACACUCCCACGCUGGUCAAGCUUAAUCCGUACGAUGAUCAGAUUGCUGUGGCUUACAAGGAUCGCGUCAUCCUCCAGGACUGGAGCACCGACAUAACCAGCUCGUUCAUUCCCUUCAAACAGCAGCCCUCGCAACAGCAUCAGUCAAUCUUCCUGGACCAAAACAGGUUCCAGAUGAGCCCUCCGCCGGUGUCCGUUUCGUCGUUGGAUUUCAUCAAUGCACACGACGUCGGUUUGGUGCUAGUCGGGUACAGUGAUAGUGUGAUUCGGGUUUGGCGGCCCGCGGACGCCAAUCGGGAAUCGGCCCUGGUCACGGCGUGGCAUGGGUUGUUCGAUUUCAAUUCACCGGCCACGGCCAAGGUGGGUACCAGUGAGCUCGGGCUGGUGAUGGCCUGGCAUCAGAAAACGCAGACCAUCAUGGCGGCCGGCGAGGCCAAGUACAUCCGGCUGUGGGAUGCGGAGCAGGAGUCCAAAAUCUGUGAUAUUCCUAGUGGGUCGGACACGACAAUCAUUAAGCUGUCGUGUGCUCCAAAUGGUAUGUUUGCGGCCGGCUGCAACGAUGGAAGCGUUCGGUUGUUCGAUCGGAGGAAUCCGCCGUCAGAGGCCCGGGUCGCCACAUUCCGGGAACAUAUGAAUCCAAUUCUGACUGUUUGCCUGAGGGACGAUUGUGAGAGUCUGGUUUCGGCAUGUACUACUUCCACGGUAAGGCUGUACGAUAUCCGGAAGACGGCCUCGUCAGUGCAGCACUGGAGCGCCGGUUCGGAUGUUUCCGCAAUGAGCAUACACUCCAGUGCCGACAUUGUGGCCUGUGCCACGAGCAUCAUUACGAUCUACGGAUUGGAUGGAACCAGCUUGAAUACGAUCCGGUGCAAUGAAGGAUUCAUGGGAACCAAGAAGGGAGUGACGUCGUGUCUUUCUUUCCACAAGCAUAAGAUAAGCUUAGCAGCAGGAUUUAACGAUAACACAGCGGCUGUGUUUGUUACCGACAGAAAGUGAGCAAUGGACGGCUUUUGUGCAUGGAUGUUUGCUUG